AUCCAUCAACCAUCACCUGUCUGACAACGAAUAAUAAAGAAUUGAGGAUAUCUAUUUUUUCUAUAGACAAAAACUGGACCAACUAUAGGCCUCUUUGGAUUUAGUAAUGGAAACUGAAUCGGACAUUCAGACAAAUUAAAUGGAUGAUGAUGUUAUUUUCAACUACCGGAAUUGGAUUGAAUAAGUCAAGUGGAAUCAAAAUAGUAGUUCCUCUACCUCUGACAUUUAUAUAAACCCAGCUAACCUCCACACCACCACAAUUUCAGAAGUCUCAACUAAAGUAUGGAUUUCUCUAGCUCCCUGCCUCCCUCACCUUCCCCAUUAUACACCUCCCCCUUCAUCCCCAACUCCUCCUUCCCCUCCACCUCUCCAUACAUCUCUCCUUCCCCCAGCCUGGCCUCAACCGCUCUCUUCUGCUCCCUCCUGUCCCUCCUGGCUCUCCUGGGCAUUGGGGGGAACCUCUACACCAUGGGUCUCCUCAUCAGACGCAGGAGAGGCAGGAGGAGGCGAGGGUGUUCUAGCUGCUGUUUAGGAGGGAGAGGAGUACCGUUACCAUCCUGCCUCUCCUCCUCUCCCCCCUCCCUCUCCCCUUCCUCCUCUCCCACCUCCUCUUUCUCCACCUCCCUCCACCUCCAGGUGCUGAGUCUAGCUCUGGCGGACCUCCUCUACCUCUUCACGGCUCCCUUCAUCGUGUACGACAGCCUGGCGGCUGACUGGGCGUUUGGGGAGCUGGGCUGUCGCCUCCUCUUCAGCCUUGACCUGAUCACCCUGCACGCCUCCAUCUACACCCUCACCGCCAUGAGUCUGGACCGCUAUCGGGCUGUGGCCAACCCCCUGGCCACCUCGUCCUCCCCCUCCUCUGGGCUGCUCCGUGUGGCCCUGGCCUGGGGCCUGGCGGUGGCCCUCAGCCUGCCCAUGAUGAUCACCCUCCACCUGGAGGACGGAGACGACGGACAGCUGUGUGUCCCUGCCUGGGACGAGCAGAGCUCCAAAGUGUAUAUGAGCGUGCUGUUCUGUACCAGUAUGAUAGGGCCGGGGCUGGCCAUCGGGGCGCUGUAUGCUACUCUGGGCCGUCUCUACUGGGUGUCCCAGACCCAGCCCUGGGCCAGUGGUAGUGGGGGUAGCACAUCCUACCCUCCACGGGCCCCAAGGCCCAAGGUCCUGCUCCUCAUCCUGGGGAUAGUUCUGGCCUUCUGGGCCUGUUUCUUGCCCUUCUGGGUGUGGCAGCUGCUGCCGCUAUACCGGCCCGACAUGCUGCGGACAGUACCGGUGGGUACCCAGGUGACGGUGAACCGGAUCCUAACGGGGCUGACGUACGGGAACUCUUGCGUGAACCCAUUCUUCUACACGCUGCUCACAGGGGGGAAACGACGGAGGAACAGGCAGACACCGACGUCAGCGAAUCAGCUCUGCCGCAAGAGCAGUCCGCAGUAGUGUUCGUGACAACACAGACAGCCCGGUAUAAUAGACUGCUCUGGGGGCUGGUGGGGGGCUGCUUACAAACUGUCCGAUUCAAACACCCCCGUCUCCCCCUGAAAUAUCAAAGGGCAUUUCACUGUGUGAUUGUUACUUCAUAAGGACUAUAUUAAAGACAGCACUUUAUAUGCACGGAUGUGACUGGACCAUAUUUCCUAUUUGGAGAUUAAAAAUGUGACGGGCUGAGCGAAAAUACCAAAGCUUCAAAACUUGAGAAAUAUCUCAUUGAUACCUGCAUGUUGAGUUUGGACUUUUAUUUUGUAAUGAACUCUGCAAUGCUUUGCAUGGUGACAAUGACACCUGUAUUUAUAUCCAGUUUGGUGUGUAUAAUAUGAUAUAAUAUAUCAAAU
Messenger RNA from Oncorhynchus gorbuscha (pink salmon), 1826 nucleotides. Its product is annotated as urotensin-2 receptor-like. Gene Ontology annotation, cellular component: membrane. The transcript is spliced from 2 exons. The record is from RefSeq and is a predicted model, not a curated record. Gene Ontology annotation, molecular function: urotensin II receptor activity. Gene Ontology annotation, biological process: blood vessel diameter maintenance; neuropeptide signaling pathway; regulation of blood pressure. The coding region runs from base 283 to 1434 and encodes 383 amino acids. Lineage: Eukaryota; Metazoa; Chordata; Actinopteri; Salmoniformes; Salmonidae.